Bicyclus anynana (squinting bush brown) is the source of this 1734-nucleotide messenger RNA. RefSeq names its product thioredoxin-related transmembrane protein 2 homolog. The record is from RefSeq and is a predicted model, not a curated record. Gene Ontology annotation, molecular function: oxidoreductase activity, acting on a sulfur group of donors, disulfide as acceptor. The transcript is spliced from 4 exons. Gene Ontology annotation, cellular component: cytoplasm. NCBI's taxonomy places the organism in Eukaryota, Metazoa, Arthropoda, Insecta, Lepidoptera, Nymphalidae. The coding region runs from base 106 to 900 and encodes 264 amino acids.
UAAGUUUUUUUUACCUGUGGUGUCGCGUCGGGCGGGUCGGGGUUUUUAAUUUUUAUUGAGCUGAAUAAAUUCGUAAAUUAAAAGGAAAAAAAUUAUAACAGAAAGAUGUCUAUCAGCAAAGAUUUGCGCCAGCUGCUAAAACCCUACUACUGGGUGAACAUUCUGCUGAGUGUUACGUACAUAGUGUGCAAACGGACGGUGAUAAUUUGCAAUAUCCUCUUCCCUGAGUCCGACUGUGAAUUAGACAGUCGAGAGGCUGAGAUCUUGUUCUUCUUACUGAUAGUGGUGAUGCUGAGGACACGGAAGGCCGGCAGCGUCACCAUGGUGAAUUAUUUGUCCUCGUCAUUCGUGUAUACAAAAAUCGCGAAUUGGAUUUUGUGGAUGUACGCUGAUGUAAGAUACGGUCUGCCAUUCGGAGCCAUAACAGUCCUAAGCACUCUGCUGCUGCCCGAGCCGUCGUACUCUGGCGUUGAACACAUCAUCUACUUCCGAGGCAUUGAGACCCUGGACCAAGAGCUCAGCCACUCCAGCACCACCUGGCUAGUCUGCCUGUACGCUGCAUGGCAUCCAGCGUGUGCCAACUUCGCACCGGUGUUUGCUGAGCUGUCGGCGAGCUAUAAUUUGGAAAAUUUCAAGUUCGGCAAACUUGAUAUUGGAAGAUACCCAGAAGCAGCAAAGAAGUAUCGCGUCCACGACGGCCCCACCAGCCGGCAGCUGCCCACCGUACUCCUGAUGGUGGACGGCAAAGAGAAGAUGAGACGACCCCAAGCUGACUCUAGCGGCAAGCUGCAGAAAUUCCACUUUUCAAAAGACAACAUGAAGGCAGCCUUCGACCUGGACGGCAUAUACCAGCAGUGCAAAAAGAAGUUGGCGGCCAAACCCAGCAAGAAGACAGAAUAGAACAGAAGACAAUGCACUACAAUAUAUUGUAUAUAUAUAGGAUGUCCCGUAAUUAAUGGAUAAAAUGCAAAAUAUACAUACAAAUAAUUAUCUAAAACUAAUUUGUUAAAAUCCCUAGGGUGACCAAGUUUUUUUUGGAUUUUCAAAUUUUCCAAUUUUCCGAUUUUGAAUUAGUUUUUUCAAUGCUGUAGCUGCUUAUUAUGAUUUUAAAGAUCUGAUUAUUGUUAAACAUUACGGAUUAAAUUACCUAAUAUAUAUAUAAUAUUUAUACCUAUUUAUCUAUAUAUACAUAUAAAAAUGAAUUGCUGUUCGUUAGUCUCGCUAAAACUCGAGAACGGCUGAACGGAUUUAUCUUGGUCUUGAAAUGUUUGUGGAGGUAUAGGGAAGGUUUAAAAGGUGAGAAAAAUUUCAUUAAUUGGCGGGAAAACCAUGAAAACGACCCUUUUCUAUUUCCCAUACAAACGUUUAAGAGUCAAGGGGUAGGGGUAGGAUAGGGGUAGGGUAGGGGUAAGGAAGAAUUGCACAUAAGUCAAAGCGAAGCUUGACCGGGUCCGCUAGUAUAUAAUAUUUAUUUAUUAUACUAUUUUAAUAAACAAUGUUUAAUCACUACAUAUUUGAGAAUUUAGUGUAUACUCAUAAAAUCGUAAGUAACUUUAAAAGAAGGUGUGAUUGUGAUAUUAAUGUCAGAAAUAAAUAUAAAAUAGUUCCACAUCACACUAGGUUGCAAAAAAGCAACUCUUUUAAGGAUUUAAAUCCGUUUUGGAUAAUUGGAUGGUGUAUCUGCCAUUUGCGUUGUAUCCAUUUUUGAGCCAUUUUCUUUUUGAGGUGGUGGUG